This is a messenger RNA of Pimephales promelas (fathead minnow), 1455 nucleotides long. Lineage: Eukaryota; Metazoa; Chordata; Actinopteri; Cypriniformes; Leuciscidae. The record is from RefSeq and is a predicted model, not a curated record.
GCUACCUUCCUUCAGUGUGCACCGUUACCCUGCAUAUUGGUGACUCCCAGCAGUAAGGGAGUGUCGGCCAAUAGGUUGUGGAGAGCGAACUUUGCAGGGUCCAUCAAAGCCGUUUCGAAUUGCAGGAGGCCAUUCUGCAUUAAAAGGUGCAUGGCCUUGGCAGGUGAGCAUACAGAGGAUGUCGAGGCAUAUCUGUGGUGGGUCCAUCAUAAGCCAUCGGUGGAUAAUCACAGCAUCCCACUGCUUCAGAAAUAGUAACAACUAUAAACUACAAGUAGUGGCUGGAGUGAAUUCUCGAUCCACGCGAGAAAAGGGUGUCCAGUAUCGCUCAGUUCAGCAAGUGAUCCUGCAUGAGAAGUUCAACCGAUCAUAUUUUGAAAACGAUGUGGCACUAUUGCAUCUGCAUCACUCUUUGCAUUUCACAAAUCAUGUGCAGCCUUUGUGUAUGAUUGAAAAUGAAAUGGACGAGAAACAACUCAGCUUUGGCUCAUGUUACAUCACUGGUUGGGGCAGCUCAGUGUUACAAGGAAUGUUAGUUGACACUCUUCAGGAAGCUGAAGUUGAGCUCAUUGAUACUGGAAUCUGCAACCAGAGAAGCUGGUAUAAUGGCCAUGUUAAUGACAACAUGAUCUGUGCAGGAUUUGACAAAGGGGGUGUUGACACAUGUCAGGAUACAGCGCUCAACCUGGUGAAUUGGUUGAUUUUAAAGGUGGAAGAGCACUAUAUCUUUUAACUCUGUCUACACCAGACACGCAUGACGAAGCAGAUCCGGACGUGGUGCAACACAACAAAUUUGCCACAAUAAACUGAUGCUCCGGUCUAUUUCUGACGUAGUUAAAAGCGCUCGCUCUACUCACACUGUCUCAUCUAGUGUAGAAACGGUGUGAGGCUCAUUCGACUGUUCCUUAUUUGCACAAUGCUCAGCUGAUGUUACUGUAGUAAAGACAGUAAAGGAUUCAUUGAUGACAACAAUAAAUUUAAUUAACAUAAAACUUUAUACAUUUUGCACCAACAAGCAAUAUUUUGACAAUUAAGAAAUGAGAAUUAAAAAUACAAAAAGAAAAAAAAUGUUAUGAGAAUGUGUGCAUUGUUAAAGAAAAGAGCUGCACAGAAUUUCACAUGUAAACAAUCUGCAGGAAGAAAGAAUAUUUUGAUAUCUAAGGCCAUUUUGAAAUAGACAAGUUAGGUGCUAAUACAUUUUAUUAGGAUUGAAAAGAUCUCACAUUCUCUUAUUUUCCCCCAUAUGUUGGAAAGCCUUGGUUAAAACACUCUUACUUUCAACCACACUCUCUCAACAAACAUUCAACAUUGAAGGGUUGUUCACACAGACAGAGAUUUGCAGCAACACCAUGGUUCACACUCGGCCACCUCAGUUUCGGCGUGAACAGGGCUUACGAGAAACAGAAUGACAAAACAGAUGUUAAGCUUGAAAAUGAUCUAUUUUGUGACUGCUGU